This is a messenger RNA of Drosophila ficusphila, 486 nucleotides long. It is a transcript of the gene PIG-P, whose product is annotated as phosphatidylinositol N-acetylglucosaminyltransferase subunit P. Lineage: Eukaryota; Metazoa; Arthropoda; Insecta; Diptera; Drosophilidae. The record is from RefSeq and is a predicted model, not a curated record. The transcript has a single exon. Bases 1 to 477 code for a protein of 158 amino acids.
AUGCCGGAACACAGUCCGGCUCCGACUCCGCAUAGGGCGGUCUACGGAUUUGCCUUUUAUAUGCUGUUUACGGUCCUGUUCUUCAUCUACGUGGCUUGGGCCCUGUUGCCUGUGGAGUUUGGACUGCAUUCCUAUCUACCGGACAAGUAUUUCGCUGUAUUUGUGCCAUUUCUGGUGCUGGUCUUCGCCUGGUUUUUUGCCUUUCUCAUAUACCCAGCUAUAAAUCUCUCGAUGACCGUGGACGUAGAUUCAAUUGCCUCUGUGGUGGAUCCCAAGUUGGUUCUACCCAAGGGCACAGCAUUUACCUCUUGGUCGCAGUUGCAACAGAGUAAGGAAAACCGGGAAAAUGUGCCAAAGCAGCCCUCUCCAAUCGACUGCAACCUUUGCAGGACUUUCCACCAACCUGUGACACGUGCUCCCAUAGCACCUUUACGUUUCCUGGAUCUCCAGGAAGUAAAUACAGCGUAUUACAACUAAAAAACUAAA